Messenger RNA from Pangasianodon hypophthalmus (striped catfish), 5260 nucleotides. RefSeq names its product DNA topoisomerase II alpha (gene top2a). NCBI's taxonomy places the organism in Eukaryota, Metazoa, Chordata, Actinopteri, Siluriformes, Pangasiidae. Gene Ontology annotation, biological process: sister chromatid segregation; DNA topological change; resolution of meiotic recombination intermediates. Bases 257 to 5023 code for a protein of 1588 amino acids. Gene Ontology annotation, cellular component: nucleus. Gene Ontology annotation, molecular function: ATP binding; DNA topoisomerase type II (double strand cut, ATP-hydrolyzing) activity; DNA binding. The transcript has 35 exons. The record is from RefSeq and is a predicted model, not a curated record.
GUUCGGUUUGAAAUUUUAAAAGAACUUGAGCUCGCGCUGGAGCAGUUACUCGGCGUUCAGUUUGAGGAAGGGCCAUUAAACAGCAGCAAAACUAGUUAAAAUAGGUCCAAAACUUAUUUUUUUAUGUUUUUUUUAGGUGUAAUUUAGCAGAAGGAAGUUUAUAGGUUGUGGACUGGCAGGUUAGCGUUUAAAUUGUUGAAUAAUUGAGGAAUAAUUCGACGUUAAAAGGCAAGUCCGACCCACUGAGGUGAAUAAAAUGGCUGCGACGGAGGGACCUCUGAAGGCUUUGUUUGAGAACAAGACCCUGAGCAAGACGAAGAAGGAUGAGAAGCGUCUCUCCGUGGAGCGCAUCUACCAGAAGAAGACGCAGCUGGAGCACAUCCUGCUCCGGCCGGACACCUACAUCGGCUCUGUGGAGCCCGUCACGCAGCAAAUGUGGGUGUUCGAUGAAGUGGUAGGGAUGAACUGCAGGGACGUCACCUUUGUUCCCGGCCUCUACAAGAUCUUCGACGAGAUCCUGGUCAAUGCUGCGGAUAACAAGCAGAGGGACAGCAGCAUGAACUGCAUCAAGAUCACUGUUGACCCAGAGAACACCACCAUCAGCGUCUGGAACAAUGGGAAGGGCAUCCCAGUGGUGGAGCACAAAGUGGAGAAGGUGUUCGUGCCGGCACUCAUCUUCGGCCAGCUCCUCACCUCCAGCAACUACGACGACGACCAGAAGAAGGUCACGGGUGGCCGUAAUGGAUACGGCGCCAAGCUGUGCAACAUCUUCAGCACCAAGUUCACCGUGGAGACGGCGUGCCGCGAGUCCAAGCAGUGCUUCAAACAGACGUGGUACGACAACAUGGGCCGCGCCGGCGAGGCCAAAAUCAAGCCGUUCAGCGGCGACGACUACACCUGCAUCUCCUUCCAGCCCGAUCUGUCCAAAUUCAAGAUGGAGACUCUGGACCGCGACACGGUGGCGCUGCUGACGAGACGUGCGUACGACAUCGCCGGCUCCACCAAAGGCGUCAAGGUGUACCUCAACGGCACCAAGCUGCCCGUGAGCGGGUUCCGCAGCUACGUGGACCUGUACGUGAAGGACCGAACGGACGAGACGGGUUCUCCUCUCACUGUAGUGCACGAGAUGGUGAACCCGCGCUGGGAGGUCUGUCUCACCAUGAGCGAGAAGGGCUUCCAGCAAGUCAGCUUCGUCAACAGCAUCGCCACCACCAAGGGUGGCAGACACACAGACUACGUGGCCGACCAGAUCGUGUCCAAGAUGAUCGAGGUGGUGAAGAAGAAGAACAAAGGCGGCGUGGCAGUCAAGCCCUUCCAGGUGAAGAACCACGUGUGGCUGUUUGUGAACUGCCUGAUCGAGAACCCCAGCUUCGACUCGCAGACCAAAGAGAACAUGACGCUGCAGCAGAAGAGCUUCGGAUCCACCUGUACACUCAGCGAGAAGUUCAUCAAACAGGCGAACGGCUGCGGCAUCGUGGAGAGCGUGAUGAACUGGGUGAAGUUCAAAGCUCAGACUCAGCUCAACAAGAAGUGCUCGGCUGUCAAGCACACCAAGAUCAAGGGCGUGCCCAAACUGGACGACGCCAACGACGCAGGUGGUAAGAACUCGGCCGGCUGCACUCUGAUCCUCACUGAGGGAGAUUCGGCCAAGACCCUGGCCGUGUCUGGACUCGGUGUGGUGGGCCGUGAUCGCUACGGCGUUUUCCCCUUGCGUGGAAAAAUGCUCAAUGUGCGGGAGGCCUCGCACAAACAGAUCAUGGAGAACGCCGAGAUCAAUAACAUCAUCAAGAUCCUGGGUCUGCAGUACAGGAAGAACUACAGCGACCCCGAGUCGCUCAAGACGCUGCGCUACGGCAGGCUCAUGAUCAUGACAGAUCAGGAUCAGGACGGCUCCCACAUCAAAGGGCUUCUCAUCAACUUCAUCCACCACAACUGGCCCUCGCUGCUGCACCACAACUUCCUCGAGGAGUUCAUCACUCCCAUCAUCAAGGCGUCGAAUAAGAAGCAGUCGCUCUCCUUUUAUAGCAUCCCGGAGUUCACCGAGUGGAAAGAGAAGCAGAGCAACCUGAAAUCAUGGAAGAUCAAGUACUACAAAGGUUUGGGUACCAGCACAGCCCAGGAGGCUAAAGAGUAUUUCUCGGACAUGGCGAGACAUCGCAUCCCGUUCAAAUACUCAGGACCUGCCGACGACGAGGCGAUCACCCUUGCCUUUAGUAAGAAGAAAGUGGAAGAGAGAAAGGAGUGGCUCACCAGCUUCAUGAUCAACAGGCGACAGCGCCGGGAGCAUAACCUGCCCGAGGAGUAUCUGUACGGGAAGGAGACCACAUCGCUCACCUACCACGACUUUGUUAACAAGGAGCUGGUGCUUUUCUCCAACUCGGACAACGAGAGAUCCAUCCCGUGUCUGGUGGACGGUCUGAAGCCGGGUCAGAGGAAGGUGGUGUUCUGCUGCCUGAAACGGAACGAUAAGCGUGAGGUGAAAGUGGCCCAGCUCGCCGGUUCUGUGGCCGAGAUGUCGGCUUAUCACCAUGGAGAGACGUCUCUGAUGAUGACCAUCGUGGGUCUGGCACAGAACUUUGUGGGCAGCAACAAUCUGAACCUGCUGCAGCCUCUGGGGCAGUUCGGUACACGCCUUCACGGAGGCAAAGACUCGGCCAGCCCCAGAUACAUCUUCACCAUGCUCAGUCCUCUGGCUCGGCUGCUUUUCCCUGCUGUGGAUGACAACCUACUCAAGUACAACUACGAUGACAACAUGCGCGUGGAGCCCGAGUGGUACGUUCCCAUCAUCCCUCUCGUUCUGGCCAACGGCGCCGACGGCAUCGGUACGGGCUGGGCCAGCCGCCUCCCCAACUACGACGUGCGCGAAAUCGUCAACAACAUCCACCGCAUGCUCGACGGCCACGAGCCUCUGCCCAUGUUGCCUAGUUAUAAGGGCUUUAAAGGAACCAUUGAGGAGCUGACCACCAACCAGUACAUGAACAGCGGUGAGGUGGCCAUCCUCGACUCCACCACCAUCGAGAUCUCAGAGUUGCCUGUAAAAACCUGGACUCAGACGUACAAGGAGAACGUGCUGGAGGUGAUGCUGAACGGCUCUGAUAAGGCGCCCGCUCUGAUCACGGAUUAUAAAGAGUACCACACGGACACCACGGUGCGCUUCGUGGUCAAAAUGACGGAGGAGAGGCUGCGCGAGGCCGAGGCCGCGGGCCUGCACAAAGUCUUCAAGCUCCAGAACCCCCUCACCUGCAACUCCAUGGUGCUGUUUGACCACGUGGGCAGCCUGAAGAAGUACGAGACGGUGCAGGACAUCGUGAAGGACUUCUUCGAGCUGCGUCUGAAGUACUACGUGCUGAGGAAGGACUGGCUGCUCGGCAUGCUGGGAGCCGAAAGCGCCAAGCUCUCCAACCAGGCACGCUUCAUUCUGGAGAAGAUCGAGGGCACGCUCGUCAUUGAGAACAAGCCCAAGAAGGAGCUGAUCCGCAUGCUGCAGCAGAUGGGCUACGACUCGGACCCUGUGAAGGCCUGGAAAGAAUCUCAGGAGAAGGACAUGGAGGAAGAAGCAGGUGACGAAGAUGAGGAGAAAGAAAAAGAGGAAGAGACGUCGGGACCGGACUAUAACUACCUCCUGAGCAUGCCCAUGUGGUUCCUCACUAAAGAGAAGAAAGACGAGCUGUGCAAGCAAAGAGAUGCAAAGAUGAACGAAUUGAGUGUUUUGAAGAGGAAGUCUCCUUCAGAUCUGUGGAGGGAGGAUCUCGCUGCCUUUACUGAGGAGCUGGAGCGUGUGGAGCAGGCCGAGCGAGCCGCCCAGGCCCCAAUCACCCAGGUCAAGGUCAAAGGGGGCAAAUCGAAGGUGGUGAAGAUGAAAGACGAGACCAGGCCCACCCCUCAGGGCCGCCGCGUCAUUCCUCGCAUCACCAGUGCCAUGAAGGACCAGGCCGUCAAAAAGGGCGGAGCCAAGAAGGGCAAAGUCAAGUCUGAGAGCGACGGCAGCGUGGUGAUGAAGAUGGAGUUCGGCGAUGAGGACGCUGAAGCAGGAGACUCUCAUGAGAUGGGACUUGCUGCUCGUCUCACCAAAAAGGUCAAGAAGGAACCCAAGGAGAAAGGUUCUAAGUCAGGGAAGCAGACCACGCUGCAGUUUAAACCUGUCAAGAUGGAGAAGGAGAAGAAGAAGAAGAAGAACCCAUGGUCAUCUGACGAGGACGAGACCGGGGCAGAAGAUUCAGACGUGUCCUCGAGUGCAGGCGAUGUAGCUCCCAGAGAGCGGCUGGGCAGAAAAGCUAACGCCGCUGUUAAGUACUGCCUGUCUGACAGUGAGGAUGAGUCUGGGACCUGGGAGAGUCUGGGUAAACAGAAAGCUCCAGCAGUUGCUGAAGAUGAUGACGAUGACGACAACGAUGACAUUUUUGUCCCAGAACCCCGCGCUAUAUCUGAGAGUGAGCAGGACUCACCUGCCCCGCCUCCACCGAAAAAAACUGUGAAGAAAGCAAAGGAAAGCAAAGAGGCAGUGAAGAGCGCACUCACCUCUGACAGCACUGCUUCUAAACCGCCGCCCAAGCCCAAAGAGAAAGCGGCGAAGAAAGCAGCCGAUGGCGCCGCAAAGAAACCCGCAGCGAAGAAGGCGACCGCUGCCUCCAAAAAGAAAGGAACCGCGACAGAUGUCAAGCAGCCAUCGAUCCUCGACGCGCUGUCCAAACCCACAACCGCUAAAAAGAGCAUGGCCACGAAAAUGGCGACGUCCAGCGAAUCCGAAAACUCCGCCCCCGCACCAGCAGCCAGAAAAGCAGCCGUGCAGAAGAGGAAAGUGGCACUGAGCAGCGACGAGUCAGACAGCGACUCGGAUGGAGGAAACCUCAUGGCCCGCCUCAAAGGCAAAGCCUCAGCUGCAGGAAAGAAAAGUAAGUGGGACGAUGACGACAGCUUUUCUUUGGACUUGACGUCCUCCGCCGUGGCACCGAGAAGCAAAACGGCACGCAACACAAAACCAGUCACCUACAUGCUGGACUCGGACUCGGACGAUGACUUUUAGAGUGUUUCCCUCCACCUCAUGGUACUAGAAUGAAGCUAACGUUGUAAAUAUUUUUAAAAACUUUCAGUUUUAUUUCCUUUUAUAGCCAUUCAGUAUCGCAUUUUGAAACUUCUGAAAAAUUCUAAUAUUUAUGUGGAAGAUUUUUGAAGUGCUCGAGAAACUAUUUGUCUGUUGUCUUGUAAAUAUUUUCUAUUACCUUUUUCUACUAUAUUUUUCAAAAAUAAACUUUGCCUAUGA